This is a messenger RNA of Sclerotinia sclerotiorum 1980 UF-70, 579 nucleotides long. RefSeq lists its product as hypothetical. The record is from RefSeq and is a predicted model, not a curated record. The transcript has a single exon. NCBI's taxonomy places the organism in Eukaryota, Fungi, Ascomycota, Leotiomycetes, Helotiales, Sclerotiniaceae. The coding region runs from base 1 to 579 and encodes 192 amino acids.
AUGUUGAUAGAGGAACGACCGGAAUUUAUUGUGGUUUGGGAUGAUGGGUGUGGGAGUGAGAUACUGAGGGAGGAAUUGAAUGGGUUUGAGGGAGCAAUAGUCGAAGAGAAUUUGUACACUGCGUGUGAAGAGGCAGAUGCAGUACUAAUUUGUAGGGAACUAGAAACAUCUCCUACAAACGCAACCUCGAAACUAGAAGAUCCAAGACCAUUUCCAAAUCAUCCAUCAGAAAUCGAUUUAUUAAAUCUACGAAACUACAUAUCAUCAACGUCUCAUUCUAAUUUAGAGAAAGACGAUCCACUAGGAAUAUUAUAUCCCGAACCAACCUGCGAGGAAAAUUGCCCGAAAUGCAAGUGGAGCGAGCAAAGCGAGCAGAGGUAUAAUAUGAAGAUAAGAUUACAUACAAAAGAAGCGCAAACUAUCGACUGGAAAAAAAUUAUCGUGGGAAUGAAAGCUCCGAGGUGGAUAUUUGAUGGGAGGGGGGUUCUUGAUAAGACUGAGAUGGAGAAGAUGGGGAAGGAUGUUGGGGUGGAGGUUAGGAUUGUGCAGGUUGGGAUGGUAUGCGGAUUUGAUUCUUGA